AUGAAAGCGAAGUACGUUAAACAGUAUCUCCCCACGAGAAAGUAACCAGCCCAAAAUCACACUAGUCUUCGUCUCCAAAGCACGCUCUGAUUUCAAUUUUCGACCGAACAAUUCGAUGCUGGAGACGGAUCCUAAUUCAUUAGGGUUCGAAACCCUAAUUUUCGUUAACUAUUUGUCUCACUGAAUGGAAUCCGGGAAAAUCCUUGUUUCCCGAGAAAACCCUAGAAGCUUCUUGUUCGGCUCCACCUCUGCCGCCAAGGCCAUGUCCAAUGAAGUCUCGCUGAAACCAACGCAGCCGACGCCGAUACUCGACCGGUUCAGGGUUCUUCUGAAGCAGCGCGGUAAUGAGGCUAGGGUCUCGAGUCAGGAUGAUGGGGUGCCACCUCCGAGCAUGGAGGAGAUAGUGCAGCUCUAUGAGUUAGUGCUUGGCGAGCUUACUUUCAAUUCAAAACCGAUAAUUACCGAUUUGACUAUUAUAGCGGGCGAGCAGCGGGAGCAUGGCGGGGGCAUUGCGAAUGCCAUUUGUGCCCGGAUUAUGGAGGCUCCAGUUGACCAAAAACUGCCUUCCUUAUAUCUUUUAGACAGUAUUGUCAAGAACAUUGGCCGAGAAUAUGUUAGGUACUUCUCUUCCCGUUUACCUAAGGUUUUCUGUGAGGCAUAUAGCCAAGUUGACCCUAACCUACAUCCUUCAAUGCGCCACCUUUUUGGCACAUGGUCAACUGUGUUUCCACCUUCAGUACUUGGCAUGAUUGAGACCCAACUGAAGUUUUCUUCGUCAGUCAAUAAUCAGUCCUCAGGGUUCACUCCGUUGAGGUCUUCUCAGUCCCCUCAGCCAACCCAUGGCAUACAUGUUAAUCCUAAGUACCUACGACAGUUGGACCAUUCAACUGCGAAUACUAGUAUUCAACGUGCAAGAGGAACUUCAUUGACUUUGAAGAUGUGUAAUCAGAAACCUGCCAUUGGAGAUGAUGAUUGUGAUUCUGAUCAUGCGGGACACAUAACUGCAAAGGUUGGAGCCGAAAGAUUGAAAUCAACUGGAAGUUUGGGUCAUACGUCUUUUGUACCUGGUGUUAAUAAGAUGCGUCUGUCAUCGACUUCGAGGCUUGCAAGGCCUUUGUCACCUUUAAGAAUUGAAGGUGAUGUGCCUUUAUUUUCAGAAGCCGAUGAAUAUUCGGUAGAUAAUUCUCCUCGAAGGCUUAUUGAGGUAGCCUCUCCUAAUCCAGCAUUUAACUAUGGGAUUGGCAAAGCAAUUGGGGGAGAUGAGGAGACAAAUGAAUGGAAAAGAAGAAACUAUACUGAUGGAGACCGUUACCGAGCUGGAGCUUCUAUCAGCUAUGGCCUUAGCAAUGGAAAAGAUCAUCGAGGACCUAGAGCUUUGAUCAAUGCAUAUGGGACUGACAGGGGAAAUGGUACCUCAAACAGUCUGGAGGUGGAGUCCUUAGGUAUUAAUGGCAUGGGCAAUAAGGUGGGUUCAAGAUCAUGGCAGCAUACUGAGGAAGAGGAAUUUGAUUGGGAGGAUAUGAGCCCUACUUUAACAGAUUGUGGUAGGAAUAAUGAUUUCUUGCAUUCAUCUGUUCCCACUUUAGGAGGUGUUGGGGCAAGACCUGGCUUUGGGAAGUUGGGUGCUAGUGCUACUUCAUUGGAAUCUCAUAAUAUCAGGAGUGACCGGUCCGGUCAGGUGUCGCAACGUUUGUUGCAUGAUUCUUCAAACGUUGCCGAGGAUACCGUUCUCUACCCCACUCGUGGAUUACCAGAUAAGAUAAAUAGAUUCCCAAGUGAGCCUAACAGGGUUACUGGUGCUCGCUAUUCUCAAGAAGCCUGGAAUUCGCCUCACCAUUUUUCUCAGUCAUCUCACCACUUUAAUGCCAAAGGAAGGGUAAGAGGUUUCCAGAUGCCUUCUUCAGCAAACAGUAUAUCUUCGUCAGGUGGUGAAAAUUUUUCUCCUCUUUUUGACAAGGUUCCAGAUGCUGACACACAACUUGUCAGGCCUUCAGUUGUUGCAUCAGGAAUGGGUUCCUCUCAUCAUGAUUCUCUUACUGUUGGCAGUCAGUCAGUCAUAGCGUCAUCAACAGGGGCAUGGCCUUCUAUAAAUGUACAUAGUUCUCACCCACCUCGCUUCCCCACUAUUCCUCCCAUGCAGACACAUAUUAGAAGUCAUUUUGAUUCUACAAAUGCUAGUAAUACUGUGAUGAAUCAAGGCUUAAGCAAAUCAUUGUUUAUGCCUGAGCAGCAGUAUGAUGGUUUUGAAAGCAAAGAGAUGAGCUCAACAAAGCCACUGUCAUUGAGUGAUCAACAUGUUGCUAUGAACCAGCCAAACCAGGCACAAGGUGUGCCACAAUUUAUUGCAUCCCAGGAGGCACGUGAAAAUUUUCUUCCCUCUGUCUCACCAUCAGCUCCACGAUUCUCACUGGCACCACCUUUAAAUCGUGGAUACAACCCACGGGGGCAUCCAACAAAUCCAAUACCCGCAGUGCAGCUGCCUUUACUAGCACACAACAUUCCAAAUAUCUCCUUUUACCCGCAAUGGAGAGGAGUCCCUCCCCUGCCUCCUGGCUCCACUCCUGCUCCUUCUCAAAUGAUAACCAACCUGCAAGUUGCUGGUUCAAUUACCCCUAAUCAACCACAGGGUAGUGCGUAUUCUGGUCUUAUUAGUUCACUGAUGGCUCAAGGUUUAAUCUCAGCGACAGGACAAAAUGCUGUUCAGGACCCAGUGGGACUUGAGUUUAAUGCUGACCUUCUCAAACUGCGUUACGAGUCUGCUAUAAAUGCUCUGUAUGGUGAUCUUCCAAGGCAGUGCACAACAUGUGGCCUUCGAUUUAAGUGUCAAGAACAACACAGUAGCCAUAUGGAUUGGCAUGUGACUAAGAACCGAAAUUCGAAGAACCGUAAGCAGAAACCUUCUCGUAAGUGGUUUGUCAGUACAAGUAUGUGGCUCAGCGGUGCAGAGGCACUGGGAACUGAAGCAGUUCCUGGGUUUUUGCCAACCCAGACUGUUGAGGAAAAGAAGGAUGAUGAGGAAUUGGCCGUGCCCGCUGAUGAAGAUCAGAAUGUAUGUGCACUGUGCGGAGAGUCAUUUGAGGAAUUUUACAGUGAUGAGACUGAGGAAUGGAUGUAUAAAGGGGCUGUCUACUUGAAUGCACCGAAUGGCUCAACAUCUAGUGUUGAUGGGUCUCAGUCAAGUCCUAUAGUUCAUGCUAAGUGUAGGCCAGAUUCUAGUACAGUUCCCCCUGAAGAUUUUGGACGUGAUGACAGGGGAAAUACUGAAGAGGGUAGUCAAAGAAAACGAAUGCGCAGCUAACUUUAUCAGCUCCAGCUCUCCUAAGUCUCUGUAACUUCAUUUCAGUUUUCUUUCAUCAUAGUGUCAUCUUUUUUAUACUUAUUCGUACAGUAGUGUGGAGCUUGUAUCUUGGCUUCAUGCUAGAUUCAUGUAUAUUUAUAGUUGGACUUGUAUCAUUUAUACCAUCUUGCAGGCAAAGCCUACAAUUUUUCCUGACAAAACUUCUCUUUGGACUUGAUAAUUGCUUGCCUUUUGCUGUCAAAAACCUCCCGAGGGUGGAUGCCUGGAUCAAUGGUUACAAGAGCUUGUUUCAUGGCAACCUAACAGUAGCUGAUAUCUCACCUGUCAUCCGUUUGAGGGAGUAGAACUGUAGAAGUAUCGUCAUCGAUUGAUGCCAGUGGUGGUCUACCCACCCCUUUUACAUCUUGCUUUCAAAUAGAGUGAUUUUUAGGGUCAUUGUAAUUAAGAAGUACUUGAGGUGAAGCUAUGUUUCAGACUUUCAGCUUAGAUAUGAUUUUUGUUCAAUUGUUUGGGGAUUUAAAUGAUAGAAGUCUGUUCUAGUUUC
Molecule: messenger RNA, 3842 nt
Organism: Tripterygium wilfordii
Lineage: Eukaryota; Viridiplantae; Streptophyta; Magnoliopsida; Celastrales; Celastraceae
Product: polyadenylation and cleavage factor homolog 4-like
Exons: 8
Coding region: 185-3298 (1037 amino acids)
Biological process (GO): termination of RNA polymerase II transcription
Cellular component (GO): mRNA cleavage factor complex; cytoplasm
Molecular function (GO): mRNA binding; RNA polymerase II complex binding
Source: RefSeq, a predicted model, not a curated record